This is a messenger RNA of Chrysoperla carnea, 1532 nucleotides long. Its product is annotated as reticulon-4-interacting protein 1, mitochondrial. The coding region runs from base 196 to 1422 and encodes 408 amino acids. The record is from RefSeq and is a predicted model, not a curated record. Gene Ontology annotation, molecular function: oxidoreductase activity. Gene Ontology annotation, cellular component: mitochondrion. The transcript has 6 exons. Lineage: Eukaryota; Metazoa; Arthropoda; Insecta; Neuroptera; Chrysopidae.
AAUAAAUUUAAAACUAUAAAAAUGUGAAGUAAUAAUACGACAUAGAAAAUUUAAUGGACUAGAAUAGCUCAUUUGACGUUCGACAUUCAUUGUUCAUCGAGAAUACGAUAUAGUGGCAUAGUACUGUUUAGAAUUAGAAGUUAGAACAAAAAGUAUUUGAUUUGCCGUGCAGGAAGCACACGAUAUUAAGAUAAAAUGAAAAUUCAAAUAAAAUUACCAAUUUUACACAAGCAACUAUUAUAUUUUGAACAUGCAUUAAGGAGAAAUUAUUCAACUGAACAUGGUACAAUACCCCACAAAAUUCUGAAAAGAAUGGAUGCCUGGCAAAUUCACGAAUAUUGUAGUGAAGUACAAUUAACAAAUACUAGAACUCCAAUUAUAAAUUCACCAAAUGAUGUUUUAAUAAAAGUAGAAGCUGCAUCUGUAAAUCCUCUUGAUGUCGCUAUGUCUAAUGGUUAUGGAUCUGAAAUGAUUGGUUUUCUUCGAAAAAUAAGAACUGGGUCCGAAUUGCCAUUAACUUUAGGUAGAGAUUUUUCUGGAAAGGUCAUAUCUAAAGGUUUUAGCCCAUGUAAAAGCAAAGAACUACAAGUAGGACAACAAGUAUGGGGAGUUGUACCUGUCCACUUACAGGGAUCACAUGCAGAGACAGUUCUCGUACCGAAUGCUGUGGUUGCACCCCAGCCUUCGAAUUUAAAUCCAGUUGAAGCUACAUCAUUAAUGUAUGCUGGAGUAACUGCUUGGAGUGCUUUAUAUAUAUUUGGAGGCCUUUUGUUUCGAUCAAUUCAAGGUCGGCGAGCUCUUGUACUUGGUGCAUCUGGAGGAGUAGGAUCCAUUGCUGUUCAAUUGCUUAAAGCUGAAAAUGCUGUGGUGUUUGCUUCAUGUUCUACAGAUGCAAUUCCUUUUGUUCAAACAUUAGGUGCAGAUGUCGUUUAUAAUUACAAUGAUCCUGAUUACGUGGAAAUAGUUAAAUCCAAUGGACCAUAUGACAUAAUAUUGGAUGCGGCUGGUCUAGGACCUGAAGACUACCUAAAAAAUAAUUGGAAUUGUAAUGCUUAUGUAACAUUAACGAUUCCGCUGUUAAAAAAUGGCGAUCAAUAUGGUAUAUUUGGUGGUCUUUUAAGUAGUGCAACACAAUUUGUAUUACCAAAUUUGAAAGCCGUCAGUCAAGGAAGUACAAUACGUUGGGCAUUAUUUCAACCAUUACCUCAAGCUAUUGAACAUAUUGGGAAAUUGGUAUCUAAUGGAAAGUUGAUACCGACUGUGUCUGAAGUGUAUGGAUUUAAUGAUUUACAAAAGGCUUAUGAGAGGGUUGGUAGUGGCCAUUUACGUGGAAAAGUUGUAAUUGAUAUGUUGAAACAAAGCGAUGGAUUGACUCCCGUCAAAGGAGAGCGCGAAGAGAAUACUAAAGAAGAAGGCCAGUAGCACAAACAGGACGAAAAAUGCAAUUCAAUAAAAUAAAAAUAAGUUUUUUUUGCUUAUUAAUGUUUAAUAGAUUGUUAAAAUGUGAUAAAAAAAGUGUUUGUUAUUCCCGA